Messenger RNA from Porites lobata, 23346 nucleotides. NCBI's taxonomy places the organism in Eukaryota, Metazoa, Cnidaria, Anthozoa, Scleractinia, Poritidae. The record is from the annotation of a GenBank genome assembly.
CUUCGUGAGUGGGUUGGAUUUUCUGUGAACCCACGGAAAUUUUUUUGAUCUCUCCCAGUUUUGUUCUGACAGGUGGUAGAAGGUGCUAAGCGCGCGCUGCAUCUUGGGUAUUCGCUGCAAGUUUGCCUCAUGAGCUGUGUGUAUCUUGUUCUUUUGCGAUUGUCAAGCGAAUUAUCGUCUAGAAUUGCGUGAAAAACCGUUUACAACUCUUUCCAGGAUAUUAAACGUGCAAACAGUAAACGAAGGAGCGUCCAUAUCCCGCAAUAUGGUGGAAGAAUGCACGGAUGACAGAUUCCAUCGGCUGUUUUUGCGCUAGAGGAAGUGUGAACCGGUAACGUAGCGGACAUGUAAUUGGACGUGAAAUCCCUGAUUCCCGUCAUCUGGUUUUGUUUGGGACUCGGCAUUUCGUUCCAUCGCCAAAAUGAUGUGCGAUAUAAUGCCUACGAUCUCUGAGGACCCGCCAGAGAUUAAUUACGGGCAAAAUGAAGAGACGAACUUCGAACAACUCAUGGUUAAUAUGCUCGAUGAACGGGACAAGCUUAUGGAAACACUUCGUGAAACCCAAGAUUCGCUUGCUCUCACGAGAGCCAAAUUAACGGAAUGUCAAAAAGAAAAAGAUGGGCUUAUGAAUCACUUGGAAACUGUGCUAAAUAAUGUAAGAAUCUUUUAAGCUGUAUUUUUAAUAUAUAUUUUUUCUUCUUAAUCUGAGGCCUGACCAUUCAUUCUUUGGCUUACUCAAAUACGCCAUGUUUGAUCUGCAAUUGAAUGUCAUUUCACCGACCAAGUGUUUACAUAUCCACAGAACACGGGUUUUACUGUACACGAAGAACAGUCUCUGCAGUAUUUCAACAAGAAGCUAUAUCGAUUAACUACAUUCUCGUUUAUUUUCAAGUAAAGUCGCAUGGUAAAAAUUCCAUAAUACGUCAAGAAUCUUUAAACUGUCGCUCAAGCUUCCAAGCUGCAUUCCUGUACAUGUUGUCCACAAAUCUUUCGUAGUUUACAGUCUCAAGCAUUAUUUUCAACCGAGUAAGAUGAUAAUUUUAGUUUGCGGCUUGGGAACUUCUAAUUUGCCGAUGUGUUUGUGUUAUUUCACCGAAGAUCAUGCAUAUUUAUGCAUCUCCGAUCCAAUUCGUUUUGUCACUGCUGAUGGAGACUAUCUCCUUCAUUAAUCUCACACGUGUUUAUAGAAAUUUCUGAUUUCAUUCGGUGGUAUUUCUUUUAUUUUUAGGGUGAUGAUCAACUUAUUGAAAGACUGGCUGGUUUGGAUGGAAUUAUCAGCGAUGCGGGGAAUGAUCUAAAACAAGAUUCUGAUAAAAACAGAGUUCGCGUUUUGGCCGAGGUGUGUGGAGAAUUCUGUCAUUUUUUUAGCCGCUUGUUUUAAUAACACCACGAAAAUGCAAAGGAAUUAGUUUAAUUAGCAGUUCCUUGGUUUUCUGUGGAAUAAUUCACCCCAGAGAAUGAAUUUUCACUGUAAAGUUUUGCUUUUGCUUCCAAGGUGUUUGUAAACAAUACUGGUGGGAAUCUAUUGUGAAUGCUGUGAUCUUAAUUUAAAAAUUUUACACAGAUUAAACGGAAUUAAACUUGUUUUCAGCUAUAUAGGUUGUUUUCCACUAGCCUUCAGGCGUAAAAAUCAAAAUAGAGAAUAAAGGUAUUAGACUAUGGGAUUUAACAAGUGCAAAGCUCGAAUAUUGAGUAAUAUUCUUCAUGUUUGACCUUUUUUAAUCGAAAAGUACAGUGAAAUCUUUUUUUGCACGACUGAAUUCCACUAUGAGUGUGAUGACGCUUUCAUCAACUGUUAGCAAAGUACAGGUCGAGUUUCAGACCACCGAACGGUGAUGAUUGUAAAGAAUGUUUAGUUUUUUGUGGGUAGAACAAUUGUGUCAUUACAAUCUGCAUUUAAUCAUGUGUCCAGUAUCGUCGAUCACGUUAGCGAAAAUCACGAUCGUGCCUUUUAUUUUCGAACAUUUCUCCCAGCUUGAGGAAAACAUGGUGCUGGAGAUGUAGUUUGUCUCUUUGCAUAGCUAUUGAAGUGCCCGUAGUGUGUAAUUUCCGGUGAAUACACUAUGUGGUAUUUUAUAUCGUACCACAUAAUUGCAGGUUCGAUGCGAAUACUUUUUUGUGUGUUCAUGGUCUACUGAAACGAUCAGUUGCAAUUUGGCUUGGAAUAUUUAAGCGGUUGUGUGCUCAAAGAUGGUACUAUUUGCUUCUUGACACCUAGCCACGGAAGAUUUUAUUAAAAAGCCCUCAAAUUAUCAAACAAGUCCAUUUUACCACUUGACUUAACUGCAUAAAGAGCUUUACCUUCGAAUACUUUCUGUUUUUCUUUUCUCGCGUUGGAGAGGAAAUUGCUUGCAUACAAGUUAUGUUUCAUUGUCAUAAACGUCUCGCGAACUGAAGGAAAACCUUUUUGUACAGACAGUAGUAUGUUUACUGAACUCUUUAAGUGUAAUUUGCAUGAGAAUAAUUUAGUGAUCGGCUUUUGUUGAGUUAGAACAUGUCGACCGAUUCGUGGAUGUUUCGCACCGUGAUAUCUGUCAUCUGUCCGUCUGCAAUCAGAACCUUGUUGUCUCUGUAAUGUUACACGGAUAUUGAUAUCUUGUUGAUAUCUCACGAUUAGAGAAUUCCGUUUUCGCUUGGUGCUGACGAGCAAGGCUCUCCGCUGGACAACUGGCAAUUUAAUACGUUUCCCGGGUUGUGUGCGGCAAACAGAAAUCGCUUGAUAUGUAAAUAUAAAAUGACACAAGUUACGGUGUAUGGUUUUGAUAAGUUACUUGACACUACUUGUACACUUGGUACAUUUAUUAACUGACAAAACGUCAUGUGAAAGGUCUCGGUAAUUCUGUGGUAAGAAAGGCGACAAAACUCACUUAAAUAAAAUAGCAAGUGAAAGCCUCUUCUAAUAACAGACAACAGACUACCCGUUAGUUCUAAUUGUAGUGUUUAUUAAACUUGGGCAAAUGUGUACGUCUUAUAUUUUACUGCAUGUACUUAGUUUUUAUAUAGAUGUGGUGAAUUUUAAUUUCAUUUGAUUCUUACUUGUUUGUGAUAAGCUGCCCUUCGUGAGAAAGCUACAGAUUGUGCAAGGCAGUCAAAUACCUGGAUUACUUCAGAAUCAAUCUCCUUUCAUUUAUAAAGUUCUAAUUUUGGUUAGUUAAUUAAGAUUUAAUUUCUGUUAUGUUAAUUAAUUGUCAGAACUGGUUCAUCUUGAGGAUCAUGUCUAAAAGGAUUUUUGUUAAAUUUAUCCCAUUUUGCAUUGUCAAUUAAACAAAAUUGUGAGUGUGCUUUGUUUAUCUAAAUUAUGAAUCUAUUAAAGCAAACAAAAGUAAUAUUAAUACUAUCCUGUCUUGCUGAUGGUCAAAUUUUAGAAACAUUUAUGCAAUCACAAAUUUCAUGAUAACAAAUAAGCUGUUUGAUUGUUUCCUCAAACAACUAAGACAAAUUCUGAAAAUUGGAAACAGAUUUUUAUUCAAGUUUAGAUGGAGUGUUUAACAUUGCAUGUUAAUCUCUACUUUCUAGCAUUUUUUUAUGGCUGACCUAACUUUACUUAUUAAUCAAGAUACAAUUACAUUCAAGUGUGACGUAAUUAUUAAUAAUUCGUCAAUCUGCGUUACUAAAAGAGACAUUUAGAUACUCAUUAGUUCAAAGUGUAUGAUAUAUAAGAAUUUUUCAGCAGCAAAAAACGUGAUUUCCAGUCCACAAAGAAGUGCAAUGUUCUGCUUUUUAACAUUCAUUGCUUUCUUAACUUAAUACAUGUACAUUAUAGCAAUAUUUGGUUCAAAACAAUGUGGUUAUCGGUAAUAAUAAUAAUGUUAUCAAAGUAUGAUAUUGCCUUGGUGCAAUGCUGUUUUUACCAGAAUGUUUUGCUACUUAUCAACAACAAUAUUAUUCUUUGAUCGUUUUGAUUUGGUUAUUCUUAGCAGUGCCACAUUAUAUGAUGUUUCAAAAUUCUCUUCUGUAUGCUGUGAAUAAACCAAAUGAAUAAAUAUUUUGCGACAAAACACAGUCAACGUCCACUAACGUCCACCUCUCUACAAUGGCCACUUUUUUGGCAAACAGUCAAUGACAGCCACCUCUCCUACAAUGGCCACUUUUUUCUGUCGCCAGGGUGGCUGUGUGGGGAGGUUCAACUGUAGAUUCAUAUGUUUCUGUUGCUUUGCCUUUUUUGUUGGUGAAUGGUUGUGUAUCAAGAUUUCACCAAAUUUUAUCGCACAUUUGUCUGGUGAAAGGUGAACUCCUUAUACUGAGAAAUUGUUUCCUUAUCAACAACUAGACAAGGUGAUAUUGACCUGAAUUUCACAUAACACUUAGAGAAGCAAAUGUCACAUUAAUGCACUGUUAAAGCAUUUUGUUAUUAAAAUGUAUUCUUGAACUUUUAGAGUCAUGAACAUGUUAGUUGAUUGGCUGGAAUGAUGAUUUUGUAUUUGUAUUAUACCAUGAUUAGCCAAUAACAGACAACAGUGACAGUGACUCCUACAAUUUAUUUGUCCAAAGAGAACACUACUACAAACAACACCAAAAUUGAUUUAUAAUGUCAAGGUGAACCAGUCAGGUGCCAUAAAUUUUGCUGGAAGUGCUUUGGUUAUGUUGUAGUUAAUUUUUGUUUUUCCUUUGUGAAUUUCGUUAGCACACAUUGCCAUACCCAAAAACAAUGGAAAAAUAGAACUUACUUCAGUUUUAAUUUGUGUAAAAAUCGCUCGGCUUAUAGUCGAAUAAAUACGGUAACUACAAUAAAAAAAUAACUACAACAGUUACAUAGUCUGCUUUGCAGUUGCAAAAAUCCGAUAAUGUCAACUGUCAGUACGUGACCAAUCACAAGUAGUGGGGCUUUUCAGCAUGGUCCAAACUUAAUUACUUUGUAUACCAGAAAUUGUCAUGUCAAGGUGCUUUUUUGAAGUGAUAUCAUAAUCGAGCAAAAUAAGACAUUUUUACUGUUCUGGCUCCCGCAGCAAACAGGACAAACAUAGACUACGAGCAGUCUCUCUUUCUUUACUCCUUGUAGCCUACAAUGAUCAAUGAUCAGUUUCAUGUGAGUACACAGGCCUGUCACUAAGUUUUUAAGUUGCCAGGUAAAUACAACAAGCAGGCGGGGAAUGAAUAAAACAGCCAGGGAUUUCUUUUGGUUCUAUUUUUCUUCUAUUUUCCUAUGAAAGUAGCCAGGGGACACAUUCUUAGUAGAGGGCCCCUGCCUCUUAAUGACAGCCCUGAUACACAAUACCUUUAGUCUUACCUCAUCAAAAACAACAUUGGUCACAAAGAAAUGAACUAUUGCCAGCCAGAGAUUCGAAUAAUGAAAGGAGAAUUAUAAACAUUUGUGAAAAUCUCAAUAGAUAAUUUUUACCAAAGCUUCAGCUCUCUCUUUAUAAACCAUUUAGAAGUUCGUACAAGAUGGUAUAUGUUUUUGUAGAAAAGGCAGUCUUGUGAAUAUCAGCAUUGCAGAUGUCUGGCAAGAAUUGCAAUUGCCUUGAAUUGCAACUCGGUGUUUGGACAAAUCCAGUAUACAAAACCUCCUAGGCAUCUCUGCCUGCUAAACAAGCUAUUACAGUUGGUUCUAGUUUGGGUUUUAAUGUGAAGUUGCUACACGUCAUUGGAGUAAUUUUGAUCUUCCAAAGCUUAUGCCAGUAGAACACAUUUCCUUGAUGCCUGCAUCAUGUUUGUCUCUCACUAAUGCACACCAGGACACACCCCAAUAAGUUACUCAUUACGGCUCAGCCAAUCAGUAAUUUGCGGGCACCAGUGUCCACAGAAAUGAGCAAAAGGAGGUUCUUAUAGCAGGUAUCCCUUACCCUCUCUCCCCAGUCCCCAUCCCUUUUCCCCUUCCUCCCUGACCCCUACCCCUUUCGACUCCUGCUACGCAGGCUAUGGUUGCACAUAGUGCCCAACUUCAAAUAAGUACCCCCCUGGCCCACUACUACAUCCCUCCUCUUUGAAUAUAUCGCAAUACAAUAUGCACACAUAUGUUUUGAAUGAAUAUAGUAUAAUAUAAUUAUACAACCACUAGGAUGACCCAUUUAAGGACAUCACAGUUGAAGUCACAGGUGCCAUAGGAGCGCAGCAGGGCUUAGUGACAGCACAACAUUGAAAGUCAAGUAUAUAUGUUGCACACACAAAUUUGGGUUGUAAAAGCAAGAAAUAUCCUGUUUCCUUGUUUAUUGGGGCCAAAUUCCAAAGAAUGAAAUAAGUACCCUAUGGAAAUAGGGCCUCCAAUCUCUCAACCCAGAAGAUGAAAUUACUGGUAUAGUUGGUACUAUUUUCAAGCAUUUUUUGUAACCUUGUCAGCAUUCAAUUUUCUUGUAGGAUUUUGCAACAAUGGUGAAGGAACUUAACCAAGCCAGAGAGCAACUCCUAGAAAAAGAUGAAGAAAUAAGUGAACUGAAGUCGGAGAGGUGUAAUACAAGAGUGAGUACUAGUGUAGGCAUAAUAGUGGCUUUAAGGUCAAUAGGGUUUCAGCUGUAAGUCACUGUUACAGAUCAUACAAGAAUUGGGCAAAAGGGUAUUUUUGCUUACGCCUUUUAUCUUUGUUUGUUACAGCUUCUUCUUGAGCAUUUAGAGUGUUUAGUAGCACGGCAUGAAAGGUCAUUGAGGAUGACAGUUGUCAAACGACAGGCAGCCACUACAGGUGGCGUAUCAUCUGAAGUAGAAGUCCUGAAGGCUCUAAAGUCACUUUUUGAACACCACAAAGCUCUUGAUGAAAAGGUAUUAUAAAUAUGUACUUAAAAUCAAGUUUGUAGCCUUCACUUUAGGGUAUUGUUAUAAAUUGAAUGAGUGUAACAGACUCAGUAAUCUCCUAAGAUUUUACCUCGACAUAAUCUUGGAAUAAAUGUGUGCCUAUGCGCUAAUCCUUUCUAUUCAACCAUACCUUCAUAAUUUGUCGCUCUCAGUUACAAGUUCAGAUGACGGUUUAAGCAAACAAUAAAAUUAUAUUGUUAGUAUUACUGCCUUUCAUGUGACAAAGAUUGAAAAAUUGAAAGGAAAUUAACUGAAAAAAUGAUUUUAAUCUAAGACGUGCUGCAGUGUUUUUAACAGGAAGUGUUCUCCUUUUUUGUUUUAGGUGCGUGAGAGACUCAGGCAGGCUAUAGAAAAGGGUAAUGCACUAGAAGGAGAGCUAGAGGAAACAAGGGAAAAGGUGAGGACUUGUCAGUGUUUUAUUCUUUAUUUGCAACUUCUCUUAUCACCAAAUAAUGAUGUUUGCAUUUGUUUUUGUUUCUGCAGCUCAGAGAGCUCGAACAGGAGAAUGAAGAUAUAAGACUUCGGAAUCUCAGAAGAGUUAGAACUGAAGAAAAACUUCACACUUCGAGUGAAAACUGUGUAGAGAAUGGUGAUGAAGGUUCUGAUAGAGUGAAGGUUAGCUUUUCAUGACUCUUAUGGGGUUUUUAUUUAGAAUUCUAGUUAGGUUGUAGCAGGAGAAAGGUGUAAUGUUACAGGAGAAUAUUUUGAAAGAGGCUCACCAGAGAAUUAUCCAAUCUGCGAUACCUAAUUAACACCCUGCUGUUGUACAGGUCAUACUGUAUGUUUGUUAACGCACGUAACACAUGGCAUCAUUCUGUGUUCCAGUAGAACAGGGGAUGAAUGUAUCAGGAUUUAACAGUGCAGGUAGCUGUGCUGUUAUCUCUCUGUGUAUUUCAGAGACUGUUUUUGACCAAACACACACACACAAACAAGGGGACAGGGGAAAUGUGAGACCAGCAGUGUAGAUGGUCACAGUUUAUACUCCAUGAUUUGGUCCCUCGUGGAUCAAUAAAUUUAUGAUGUUGGCGGAUCUUGUUUGUAAGAGACCUGGUAUGCAAGAUAAUAAUUAAGCCCAUAGGUUAGGGUAAGGAGAGCUUAAUGCAGGGAUUUUAUCAUGAAGGUUACAAACAUGUUAAAGAUCAGCAUAGUUAAUUUUAUCAUUGUAAUGGAGAUUUUGUGGCAAUAUUGCAAAAGGGAUUCUGCAGCACAGUAAGGUAUUCAAUUGUCUUUAAGAAACUGGGACCCGUUUCUUGAAAGUCUUGGUUAUCAACGGCCCUGAAAAGCCAUUUUUGUUUACAUUCAAGAUAGAGGUUAAAGUACUGAUAGUUUUGUAGAUAACAGGGUAAAACUAUCAGUUAACAAGACAAAAUGGACUGGUUUGUUAGCUAGGUUCUGCAGUCUUAUUCUUUAUAAUUUGAUUUGAAUAUCUGAUUUUGGACCCAAAAAGUUGUGAGGACUUUUGAGAAAUAGGCCCCAGAUUCAAAUCCUGCCUACUUAAAUCUUUAUUUUUAUUUUGACUUCUGUCUUGAAGUGGUUGUAAAACAAAAUUGCUAUGGCAUUGACCCCACUGUUCUCCAAAAUGUUAGUAUUAUUUAAAAAUGUUGUUGUUAUGCAUUACAUGUAUUUGCUGAUAAUAAAUGACUGGUUUGCUUUUUUAGCAUCUCUCCAAUGGUCCUGUUAGUCAUGAUAUAAGCGCACAUGAAGAGCAAAUGGAAGAGAUGCAGUUUGUUCUUGACAAACGAGCCAAGGAGGUUGAAAGGGUAAAACUUUAACUUAUUGAAAAUAGCAGUACUGUAGGCAGCUAGAGUAGGAGGAGGGAGUAGCCCUUUGUUUCUUUGGGUAAUAAUCUAUUGCAGGGCUGUGCUGUAGCAGCACCUGGUGGUCUCUGGAAACUUAGCUCUGCUUUUGGGUGACACUAAAAUCUUAACAUUUUGCACAAAACUGAAAUACUGGACACCCUUUUGUUAUAGCACAUCCAUGGGGAAGUUCUUGGGAGUGUGUUUCACUCACAGACCAGUGUUGGAAUGGGUGGGGAAUUGGCCAGCAUGACUUUCCAGUGCUAAAGCUAAAACCUGUCAAAUAUUAUUUGACCAUAUAUUCUUUACAUUUUUUACUCUUGUACAAGAUCUGCCAGCAAACUUUUAGUGCUAGGUUGGGUGGCAGCCAGCUGUCAUCUAGAUGGUGACAGGUUUUUUUCAAAGAUUUGUUGUGUUUGUUGUCUUUUUAGCUUACAAGAGAAAAUAAAGACUUAAAAGAGAGAUGCACAACUCUAGAAGAGGAAUUAAGAAUAUGUAAUAAACAACUUGAUCGAGGAAAUACCUCUAUACAAAGACUGGAAAGAGAUUUAGAUGAGGUAUGUUUGCUUUUUGUAGACUUCUAGGCCUAAUUGUGGAAGGUGAUUUACGAAAUCCUGCUAUGUGCAGUGUAAACAUAACAAAUUAAUUAUUACUUGCUUUUAUAUUGGGUAAGCUGGGGUACUGAGUAAUGAAAGCAUUUGCAACUUUUAUGAUAUAGUAUUUGAUUGUGCUAACUAUUAUUGUAAAUAGGCAGCUGCACAGAAAUCAGACAUGGAGGAUAGAAUAACGACCUUGGAAAAGCGUUAUGUGAGACUUCAGCAUGAGGUUACAGCACUUAAUGAUGAUAAUGAAAGACUAGAAACCGAGUUGGCAAGUAAAGAAAGUGAACUUAUACAGGUUAGCAAGUUACUAUUGACAGUGUGACAUGUUGUUAUGUAAACUACUAGGUCUUGAUACUUUACUACAGUCAAGUUUUCCUACAUUAGCUACAUUAUUGUAGAUGUUGUAGAUAAUUUUUUGUCUCAGUUAAUUUUUGUUUUCUGUUCUUUUAUGUCUUUCUAGGCAGAGGAGAAGAUCCGGCAACAGCAAGAAAGACUGGAACUUGCUGAGCAGAACCUUAACCAGUCCUUGCGAAAAGCUGAAGCAUUGCCGAAAAUUGAGGAAGAACUAGCUGUCCAAAUGGCUGCUUUGAAUGAGGUUAGGUUUCAAUGAGGGACAUUUUACAUAAACUACUUUUUUCUUGUUUCUAUACUAAAGACCAGAUGUGGGUGGAAUUUGUUUUACUCUAAAGGUGAGAUUUGAUUCUUUGUGUCUUCGUAGUCUCUCCUCCCCUCCUCCCCCCAUCCCAUUACAUGACAACACAAAGAUUGGUGGUGUAAGAGAUGACCAUUCUACCUUUUACUUUCUCAAAGUUUUGGCACUUUUAAUCUCCUAUUAAUCUUAAAACUCCCAUUUUCAGUUACUGCAUUUUAUUGUCUUCCAUUUUUAUGUUGUUGUAUUUUAUUGUACUUUGUUGCACUAACAUUUUUUAUUCGGUAUUGUAGUGCAUAAACAACUUUCAGCAUAUUUGGUGUUUUGUUUCCAGGCUGCCGAGAAACAUGUCACUGCUGAAGAGACUGUACAGCAGCUGCAAGCCCAAAUUCAUGAUCUCCAAGCAGAACUCAAUAGGGUGAGGCACUGGACACUUGACUACAUCCUAAUGAGAAUCUUCUCCGUACAUGACUUUCUUAUCAGGCAAUAGAGUAUGCAAAGACCACACCACACCCCAUUUCAUUCAACAGACUUUGGUUGGGAAGGGGCAAUUGGGAAUUAAUAUUUCUGAGUACGCUUAUUAACACCAGAAAACUAGACAAAAUUGAUCUCUACUAUGGACAGUUGGCUGCCGUAUGUAAAGAUUCCUGAUUAACUUCUAGCGGUUUUAAGUCCUUUCUGAGUCUGCUAAAAUGUCUGCCUUGGGUUGUGAAAUUGCUGGUUGUACCCUGUGUUGCCACCAUUUAUUUACAAGAGAAUAUCAAUAUCUUUGUAGGCACGUGAAAGAGAAAAAAUGAAUGAAGAUCAUAAUGCUAGAUUAUCGAACACAAUUGACAAACUACUGGGUGAAUCAAAUGAAAGAUUACAGGUUCACCUCAAAGAGCGAAUGACUGCAUUGGAAGAGAAGGUAUGAAUAUGUGCCCUAUACUUACCUCAUGCUAGUUACCACAUUGUUCUUCUUGUAUGAAUACGAAACGCGGUUUUCUCCCUUAAGGCUUCUAUGCUUACUAACUUUGUUGUAGGCCUUUACCGAAUAAAAUAAAGUUAUUCUUGUUUAGCUUUGUUAUAAACUAAGUACAUGUAAGCCCUUGAAUCUGCAUCUCUGGAAAUUGUUUAAACUGCUGAUGGUUCUUAGUUAUCUGGUUUUUCUGCAGCUGACAAUGAUCAAGCUUCACUUGUAGUACUGCAAGUGUAUUUCCAUUUGACUAUAGUUCAGUUUUUAAUUUAAGCAUUUUUUACCUUUACUGUGUUGUGUUAAGGAAUAACUUCUAACCAAAUUGGUGAAAAAAUCCUAAUUUCCUUCUAAAUAAUACUGGUGCAUUCAACAAAACAUUUUCCAUUCUCUUUGCAACAGGCUGCUUUAACGCAAGAACUUACUACAAUAAAGUCACAAGUUGAAGAUCUCCAAAGAGAGAAGGUAAAAGAUGGUUGAGAUUAUGGAAUGGUGUACCUUAAAAAAAAAGCAUAGGCAGACCAAAAGUUCUGAUCCUAUGAAUGAUCCUAUAUCCGGGUUGCCUAACACACAAGUUGUACCUAAAACCCAUUCAGAAGAAAAGCCAAACCAAAUAAUAAUCUAAGUAAUGAUUAAAACUGAGAAGAGGAUUUUACUUACAUUUUUACGGUAAGUUUUGUGUAAGUUUACAUUGUUUUUUUUUUUUGUCACCUAAGAGACUAAUAAGAGUGAGCUGCUAUGACUCAUUGGAUACUGCUAGUGCAAAGCACUGAUAUGUUUUAGCUCAAUUUUACUCCAGUGCUAUUCUAUUGUAGUGGGGAGAUUUUCUGCCUGAAGCUAUGUUAAAUGCUCUCAUGUCUAAGUCAGUUGUUUGAAUUUUUUCCCUUUCUAGGAAAUAUUAGCUCUAGAACUGGGAAGGCUGAAUGAAGAAUUUGAAAAGUUAAAAUCCAAGGUAUGAUAAUUUAUAAAUUUUUGCUUCCCAUGAAUAUUAAAGUCAGGAUACUUUUAAGCACUUCGGGGAUUUGCUUUAAUCAAUAAAGUUGGACUCCAACAGUGCAAUCUAUUGCUGAUAAAUGUAAGUCAUUCCUACAUGUGAAAAGGAGCAAAAUACAUUGAUCAAAAACAUAUAAACAACUAAGACCUUUGGUGCGACAGUUUGCAUUAAUGGCUGUCACACUUCAAAGAUGGUUAUGUUUUGCAGCCUUUUGGAACAUUGUUUUUUUUCAUCAUGUAGAUGAAAAGGACAACUGUACACAUACUCAAUCCUGUACUCGUAGCCCAUAAUAAAGAUCCUAAAUACAUUAAUAAAGCAAGGGACAGUGCAUAAACUCUAGGAAUGUUAAGGUAACCAUUUACACAUUCUAUAUUGUAUAUAUUUUUAUAUCUUUCAAAUCAGGGUGUCAUUGAUGCAACUGUAAAUGGUCCUGUUGUGCACUUCAGGUAGAGUACCAAAGUUAUGUGAAAUGAAUAAAUAUGGUAACAUGUAGAACUGAUAAUUGCAGAGCAAUAAUUGUUGGAGAAGACUUUUUAGGGACUGCGAGUUGUCCUAAUAUUUUUGUUGUAAAUACAUUAUAGUGAACCGGUCAAACGAGAGACAAAAGGUCGUGCUGGAAUAGAGGAUUCACCCAGUCGAGUAUUCACGCUCAAUGAACAGGAAUGGCAAAAGCUUGAACAGGAAAGUGUACUAAAAAAUGUUGCCAUGGCAUUUGACACAAAUCGAUUGUCUGACAUUGAAAGUGAUGCUGGUAGUGAAACAUCAGAGGACAAAGGUGUAGGCGGUGAUGCACAGACACUGGCGUCAUUGUUACAGCAGCAGAUAGAUGUUAUUAACAAGGAGCUCAGGUGAGUUGGAAUUGUGCUAUUCCUUUUAGCCCUCAAAGCUCAAAUACUGACCAUGUUUGUCCCCUUUUCAGUCAAUUACAAGAAGAGCACAAGACAACAGAAAGAAAAGCCCAGGUCCUGGAAAGAUCUGCAGUAAAAACACCUAUGCAUAAAGAUAUGUAUUCAGCUUCUCAACAAGUACAUGUAAGUGUAAUAUCUGUGGCAUUCAAUAGAAUAUGUUGAACCAUAUGCUGGUAAAUCUUUUAAACCAACUUUGUGUUCACUUUGACAGCUAUGCAAAUGUUGCCAAAGGUAGAUUGAAAACUUAAUGUCUGACUGCAAAACAUGUAACAUUUUGUUUCCAAAUCAUCAUGAUGUGGCCGUGCGUACACUGAAGAACAUUACCCAAAAUACUUAAAAGGUGGAAGCCUUAAGGGAUCUGCAUCCUGUGCUACAGGAAUCAUGUAGUGCGUGACACAAUUUGAUCCUUGUGAGAUUGAGCAGCAUUGUAGUCGUGAACAACAAAGUAUCCAUCCUAGAAUCUGUCAUAUUGAAAUGUAGCACAUCUUACAUGCAACAUGAAUCAUGUUUCUAAUUAUUCAGUCAAACUGUGUUGUUUUGUCUUAAAUGUUUUCAGGAGCUGGUUGCAUCAUCUACAUCUUUCCCAUUUCCUCCUCUUGAUCCAAUGGACACAACACCAAUCUGGGUAUGAUCAGUUCUUCAGGCACACUUCAAGUGCUUCUAAUAUCAAACUGCUAAGAACUUGCUUUGUAUCUGAUGCUCAUGUUGUACUUUUUAACUCCAGGUGAGAUCAAGUAAGGAGAAUUCACUUAAUACUCUUGAAGAAGCCCACACGCCACCCACACCAAGCUCAACUGCAUCUGAUUCAACAGGGAGUUCUAAACCCAGUCAGACAGGCAUUUUGUCUAGUUUAUCACCAGACGAUGCUGGAAAUACGGUUCCUUCUACAAAUGGUAUAAUCAAAACAAGGUAGGAAACAGAUACAGUUGCAACUGUUUUGUUCUCCUUGGCUUUGUAACCUUAUCUUGAUCAAUGAAAUUAUAGGGCAACAAGUUGAUCAGUAAUGUUUAGCUACUGUUACGUGUCACCGUCAUAAAAUAAUAUCUCUCACUUACUUACUUACUUAGACAUGGCUUAUUUUUGUUAUUAUCAUUGAGACUCUGAAGUUUCAACCCAAGCUUUGUAAAAUGCCAUACAGUCAAAUGUCAUUUUAUUGGGUUAAAAGGGUCAUUUGUUAGGAGAGUUCCAAUCAUACUUGCAAUCACAUCAACAAGUAUCAGACCAAGCUGCAAAAAAGAAAGUGACUACUUGGAUUGAUAUACUUUGGUCAUGACCCACAAACACAACCUUUUGACUACCUGCAAUUGAGUAUUUUAAAAUAGUCAAAAGGUUGUGCUUAUGGGUCAUAAGCAAAGUAUUUUCCUGUGUUUCUGUGAAUUUAAUCGUCAUAGCUGAAAGGAGUGACAGUGGCAUCUUAUUUCCAAAGUUCAAAACGUACUUGUGUAUAUAAGCUGCUGUAUACUUGUGUGAAAGUUGGUAUAUAUCUGAAGUCAAUUCAAAUCCUCAAUUUUUCAGGGAUAGUUCAGCAGACUCCUUGCCAAGUAUCACUAGUACAACCAGUAGUGCAGAAUCAUUAUCCAAGAACAAAGCACAUAAAAAGGGGAUCAAAGGAUCUAUUGGGCGUAUUUUUGGCAAUAAACCAAAAGCUAAGCAAAAGGACUCUGGGGAAGUCCCUACAGACUCUUACUUGAUGCCUGGUGAACCAGUUCCGGGAGGUUCAGGGCAGCGAGAGUUAGACAGGAGAAUAAAAAAUAAAUCACACCUGUUAGCGGAGGCAUUAGCAGCUGGUACACCUUUUGCUUUAUGGAAUGCACCCACUGUUGUGGCUUGGCUAGAGGUGAGUUGGUACACUGUGGUCUGUGUUUCUGUGUAGUGAGUUUAAGCUAGGAGUUACUGAUGAUUUUACAUUCAACACAUGCAUAACAAUUUUGGUGACAAUCAGUUUACCUAAUGUUUAUGAUGCAUUUAGACAUGAAACUGCGAAUCAAUGUUAGAGAAUUCUUGGGCCCGUACAUAUCCUUUCUUGGUGAAAAUGUUUGAAGGAAUUCAUGUCUCUUAACCCUUUAAACCCUAAGAUCAAAAUUUGAAUUCUCAUUUGUUGCCCCUAUUCAUUUCCUAAAGGAGUGGUGGGGAGAAGUUGAUAAAUAUCAUGAAAAUUCAUCUUGUGUGAUCAUGUCCAUAAUUCUCAUGACCACUCUGUUUUACAAAGCAUUGAUAUUACAAGGAGAAAUUUGAUGCUGAUCACCCUUUGGGCUUAAAGGGUUAAGUAAACGUUUCCCUCUCUGUUAUUACAAGAAUGAUAUUAAUGUAAUGUGCUUUUGUUUAUCACUCAGUUGAGCCAGUAAGUCGAUUUAUUAUUAGACUAUAGGAAUUUAUUAGAGAUUGUUUUUUUAAUAUUGUUGUAGUUGUGGGUUGGCAUGCCUGCUUGGUAUGUCGCUGCUUGUAAAGCAAAUGUCAAGAGUGGAGCAAUAAUGUCGGUAAGGAGUCACACAGUUACCUAUUUUUUUAGGCAGUACAAAGCAAAAAAAAGACAAUAAUCCUGUCCUGUUGAGCUUCUUAUAUUUGUAUGUUACCAAAGUGCAGGAGAGAAAAUGUUUAUCUGAUGGUUAUUUAUACCGAUGUAAUUUGAUCACAUCUCCUAAUAUAGACUGCAGGGGUCAUGUUUCUUAUAGCCAGACAAAACUACUGGGGACCAGCCAUUAAUGGUAGGCUGGGCUCUGUUUAAGUAAUAGUUGCUCAUCUUGUCCAACAAAAAAAAUGCAACCCGAAGGGUUCUGUGCCUCAUCUAUUCAUUUAUAACAGAACCAAUUCCAUUUCCCAGAUGCCAUUAUGAGAAGUCAGAAUAAAACAUUUUUUCUUUUAGGCUUUGUCAGAUACUGAGAUUCAGCAUGAGAUUGGGAUAUCCAAUCCUCUACAUCGUCUCAAGUUACGACUUGCCAUUCAAGAGAUUGUUACUCUGACAAGUCCAUCCUCACCUACAACUAACAGAAAUGUAAGUAUUGAAAACAUGCAAGUUACCUUUUUUUUUUUUUUUGUGCUAGUUGUGCAGUCUGAAGCCAGGAAAAUUGCUCUUGGCUUCUGAUUGGAUGAGGUAUCAGAGAGAAUACAAUUUAAUGUUAUAAGAAGAAGUCACACUGUUCAGCUUCUUGCUGUAACCAAACUGCUUAGCAUUGUGUGUAGAAAUGAUGAGUGAGAUACAUGAUGCUGGUUCUGAUUAUUUAGUUAUCAGUAAACUUUUUUUCCACAAGAAGCCUCAUCUGAAGAAUACGAUACAUAACCAGUUGAAAUGUAAGGAUUUAAGUCCCUAGUGACUACAUAUGUUGUGAUACAUGUACAAACGGUAAAAUGAUUAUUACUUUCAAUCAAAACCCCUGACCUCCUGUUUCUUUUGCAGUCAUUAGUCUAUGGUGAAAUGAACCAUGACUGGAUUGCCAAUGACUGGCUUCCAAGUUUAGGUCUUGCUCAAUACAAGGUGAGUAAACUCCCUCCUGAUCAAUUCCAGGUGUUAUCUGAUGACCCUAAAAUUUCUUACAUUACUGGACUCAACUAAAGAUAGAAAUUGGGUUGUAUAUAUAGAAAUAAAAUUAUAUUGUGACUUGUUUUAUCCUUUGUUCGAUUUUUAUUAUUAUUAUUAUUAUCUUGUUGCUUGUUUUUAUGCUGAUGAGUUAAGGGAACCAAAAGUGUCAUUGUUCUUUCGCUAAAAUCCUACUGCAAUGAUGACAGUAACCCUUGUAUGUUGUCUCCUGCAGAGCUCUUUUCAAGAAUGUUUAGUAGAUGCAAGAAUGCUGGAACACAUCAGCAAAAAGGAAUAUCAAAAAUAUUUGAAAGUAGUUGAUAGUUUUCACAGGUUUGUAUGAUGAUGUCUAGUCGAUGGACUUAUUUACUGACUGAUGCACAAACUACUGAUUGUUGACUGAUUGGCUAUUUAGUUGAUGGUAAUUUGCAGUUGUUAUAUGUGAACUUUUUGUACAAGUGCCGUGCUUUUUAUACCUCUAAACAAUUUGGUGGGGUUUUCUCAACCAGUCAGGGUAAGAUUGCAGAAACACGAUAAACAAAAUCUUGACUGGUCCCUUGCAUUAUCCUUUGCUGGCACAACAAAAUCAAUCAUAGCAUCUUUUCAUCUGUAAAAUAAAGUAAAUGACAGAAUGAUGUGCACUUUUUUACGUAAUAUGUUUUUAUCAGUUUCACUCGUGAACUUUUUCAACAUAACAACUAACAAAACCUUUACCCUCUUUUCAGGCACAGCUUACAGUGUGGUGUUAAAUGUUUAGGAUUUAUGAAUUAUGAUAGGCGGGUAGGUGUUUGUCUACAUUGUGGUAAACCAAUGCAAGUGGGUGAGCAGAACAAUAUCAUUAUUACAUGGUGGUCUGCUUCCCUUGAGUCAGUGAUAGAUUUGAUAUUUAAGAUUUGCACAAGUAUAUUAUUUUUUGGAAUAUAUAUCACUUUGCAUCUUCAGCAAAAUAAUGCUUAGUGCUUAGGUGAGACAGCUCGUGGCAAAUUGUUGAUUAAUGAGACAAAAAAAAACACGCGGUCCAAGUACUGUAGUACCCUUUGAAACUCCUGAGAUGACAGAUCACCAGUCUGAGUUUGUGCAGAUAACUAGUCUGAUCUCUCCCACCCACCAGAUAUAAGCCCAACCAAAACCCCUUGCAGCAUAUGAGAUGCCCCUUAAAGAACCUUCUAAUAGAUGACUUUACUGGAUGAACUGUUUUUUCUUUCCCUCAAAGCAUUUUGUGAUAUGAAUGAAACUCAGUACUCAGCUACAGUGUAGUGGCUCAAUAAAUAUUAUAUUAGCUACUGUCGGUUGUAAUUUAAAGCAGUGAAUAGUGAAGUGGAAAAAAAGCAAAAAAAAUUGUAUGUAUUACUUAACAGUUUAGAGAUAUUCUGUUGGAAAAUAGAUGAUAAACGUCUUUUUUAUUCUUCAAGUUGCUAGAGAAAAGAAGACAAAUGUGUGCAGAGGAGUCAAAAGGUAAAAGCUAAACUGGAAAUUAUAUUGUUAACAGUGCCUGCUAGAGUUUAUCCCACUGACUCAAAAGAGAAUUGCAAAAUUGGUUUUAAAAGCAGCAAGUUGCCCCAUAUGUAAAUUGCACUGGCUGCAAACCAUAGUAACAAACUGAUUUCUUUAGCUUGUUUCUGCAUCCUGAACCAUAUUAGAGAUUUUUUGUAGCUUAUAGAGUUCAUGCUGGGACACCAUUCAAAAACCCUCUUAGCCUGUCACCUAGAGUAAAUGUUCAGUGAUUGUACCAAAGCGAUGUUAUGAUCAUCAUUUUUCAGAUGUACUUGUCUGGAGUAACGAUCGUGUAAUUACAUGGCUUAAGAAGAUUGGACUGUCAGAAUAUGCAGACAAUCUUCUUGGCACUGGAGUACAUGGGGCAGUUAUUGCUUUGGAUGAGACUUUUGAUCACAGUACUCUAGCGUAUGCCCUACAGAUACCCAGUCAGAACACACAAGUAAGGCUUCUAUGUUUUAUUUCUUAUUUAAGCAAAGUUUUCAUGCUCUCUUCUUCCAUGGUGUAUUUCUCGGUUUAAUGUUAUUUGGUACUCAGUUUAGUAAUGUGGUAUUCAAAUGAAUAAUGCCAAAUUCCACACAAGUCUUUUUUUUAUUUUUGUUGUUGUUCAAUAGGGUGUUUCUCAUUUAAUUUUAGCUAUGAUUGUGCAAAUUCUAUGCUCAUGUAGGGAGAUGUUAUGAUGUAUGAGUUUAUAGGAUAACAACCCACGUCUCUGAAAGGGUGAACAUUAUUACACGAUUAAUAGUUGUUUUCUCAAUUUAAUCAGUUUUGUUCUUCAUUAACAUUCUUAUUUUCGAUUAUCCGGACCCUCGAUUAUCCAGACUAUUUUGUCUGGUCCCAACGAGUCUGGAUAAUCGAGGUUUGACCGUACUUCAUUAACCUGCCCCUGAGCAGAACCACUGUAAUACCCAAUAGCAGGAUUAUGGGAGUUGUACCCUCUUUCUCUCAACUUGACCUUGUUCUCCUGGAUGCUUCAUGAUGCUGAAAACAGAGCUGUGUGGGUGACAUCAGCUCUAACUGUGCCUCUAGUGUUAUGUAUGCCUUUCCAGUUUUCAUGUCAGUAUGGAGUGUAUGUGAUUGAUGUUGAUUUAUUUUGUAGACACGUCAUGUUCUUGAGCGAGACUUCAACUGGCUCUUGGCAAAUGCCACUGACAGGGAAAUUGUAGAUGAAGUAAGUUUUGCCAUUCUCUGCGAAUAUUCAUCUGUUAUGGCUAGUUUUCCAUUAGAUAUUUUAGUAGAGGAUUUAACUGAGAAAAAGAGGGGAAGAAGUUGGGGGGGGUGGAGACCCCCCCCCCCCCCCUUCCUGUCCUCCCAAUCCCCCCCCCCCCUCGACUAGAUAUAGGAUAGAUAUAUGAAAUCAUCUAGCACUUUAUACACAAGUUUCUCACUGGACAACUAUUUGAUGCACUUUGUUACUGCAGUGUGUUAUUGAGUUUCCAUGUUAGGCCAUCCUCUUUUUUUUCCCUCCAUUUAGCAGAAUCCGACUGACCCAAAUUUUUGGCAUUUUAAAAAAAAACAGAAAGAAAGUACCCACAAAAUUGAACCAUUUUUCACUUGAAAUAAUUCUUUUAAUCUAAAAAAUGAGCAUGGUAACAGCAUAGAGAAACACAGGAACAAACACAGAAACAUUUUUUACAGUAUAUUGUACAUUUUCGUAAUCCAGGUAUGUGAAUGUUAACUUGUAAUGUCAUCCUGGGAUACCAGGCCUCCUUUUUCCAGAGUUCUUGUGUUUUUGUUUUUUUUUUUUUGUUUUCAAUCUGACCGACCGACCCAAUAUCACGAAACGAGUUCGACACUAAACGAAAAAAAGGGGGGUAUGGCCUUAGAAACAAUAAAAUCUAACUUAACUUAAUUUGCUGCAGCUUGGCAAUGGUGGUGAGUUCAAACGCUCCAAGUCUUGGCGAAAGAUGUUUAAGCAGCGAGAUAAAGGAAAAGACAAGACGAAAGAGAAGGAACCUGUAAGAAAGAACUCCUCUGGAUCUGAAUCAUCACUCAGUCAAUCAAGUGUCACUUCAUCUCCAAAGACAUCAGCAAAAAAUACAAAGCAUGGUGCAGCAAGUAAUGACAGUAAAGCUUCAGGUAAAAUAUUGUUUCCUGUAGGAAGGUGUACUGGCAUUUUGUGCCCAGAAUUAUCUGAAGAAAAAUUCUUAGCUUCAUUUUGUCAGUGCAGAUGAACAUCCAUUAAGUGGCCACCCUUGCUACUUAAUGGAAGUUGGCCGCUCAUAAGAGGUUUGUCAGAAAUUAGCACAAGUCACUUUAUUGUCUUGAGAGAACUUUUGCACAAAAAUAAAAACGUCUCUUCAAAAUGUUGUGAUAAAGUUCUCCCAACUGAACACAAACAAUGCCAUUAACUAUGGUGAUGCCAAAAGCUGACCAUGGCCACUUGGUAGAGGUGGCUGCAGUAGAGGUUUAAUUUACUUCUACAGUGAUAUCAUGAAUGGAUUUAUUUUGCGACUCAUCUUUAAGGGUACUGUUUCAGUAUACCUUUUUCCUCAUUUUAUUUGAAAAUUCAUUUUUUCCCUUUAUAAUUAACUUACCGGCAAUUGCAUACACUGGUUGAUUUUUAAAUAGUUCUGUGUUUAUACAACUAAGGAGACAUUUUCUAAUGUCAUUUUCUUCUGCCUUAGAUGCUCUGAUUACAAGCAACAAUCUUGCGUAGCAGCGGUUGGGCAAUUGAAGAUGUGGCAGUUCGGUAAGGUAGCACUAAAUAGUCAAUUACUCCACAGGCGCUUAAUACAUGCCUGCAAAUGCUUGCAAGGCAUUUUAAAGGCGAAUUAGAGUAAGCUAUACUGGAUCAUUAUACGUUUCUGGAAAACUGCCAACCUACCUCUCCCCUAAGCUAGGAAUAUCUCUCCCUCUACAGAGUCUCCAGCUAGAAUUCUAAUAAAGAUUAACAAUUUAUAGUAAGCGAGGGGCGGCAAUGGAAUGAGUCUUUUUUUGAGAGCAAAGGCCGCCCAUCAUCCCCCUUCUUUUUUUCCUUUCAUCUUAGCCUCCUUAUGAAACAAAGGGGCCUCUGCGGAGGAAAGAAGUUAAGCUUCGGUAGCAAAUAUUAACACCAAGAUAUUUUUCUUCUUUUUUUCUUUCCAGAUGUCAAUUACAUUGGCUCAUUAACAAUAAUAAAUUGUUAAUCAAGUAUGCUUAAAUUAUAGAUACAAAAUUUAUUUUUUCAGUUAGACAGGGUUAUUAACAGUGCCAAACUACACUAGUCAGUUGUAGUGCUUAAUUUUAUGGCAAUGUAACAAAAGAUUUAUUAUGCAAAGGAAUUUGCGUGGGGUUAGUGGGGACCAAUAUUGGUCUCCUCCAAUGGUUAAAAGGUUUCCAUGAAUUUCUAUACAUAUAUAUAUAUAUAAAACCUAUCCGACUUGUGAAUAUUAUUAAUAAUGUUGGGUAUGAAUUUAAUUGAUCAGAAUUAUGCACACCCUACCUGGGUUUUAUGACUUGCGGUAAAUACACAAACACCCAGCCUCGCCAUCAAAUAACUCGCCCACAAAAAGUUAAUUCGGGGCGAGCUUUCUUUCGUGUGGGCGAAGUAACCAGUUGUCAUUUUCCGGAUUUCCUCCCUCGAUGUCAGCCCUGAAAGGAGCGUGACCUUGAGUAUUCGAGAAACAUAUUUGUGGUUGGUAAAAUAGCCAAUUCUCGAUUUAUUUUGUUUUAUUUGCAAUAUUCGUUUCCUAUAUUUCUUUUCCUUUUUGGAGAGGAUAGCUAAGUAUUCUUGUAUUUAAUUUGUUAUUUUUAUAAGUGUUUGCUAGGUAAUUACUUAAAGUUAUCCUGCCAACCAAUUUGUCUUCCAAAACAAUUAUCAUAAUUGUUGUUUCUUCAUUAUGUCUGCGUAUUGAUAGAAAUCUUUUUUAUAAACCGUACAAUUUAUAACUGCGAAAGACGUAAACUGGAAACGCCCUUAAUCUUAAUUAGCUUUGUUGUAAAUCAGAGUAACGCUCUUUAUUUUACUUUGCCAAUCAGACAAUUUGCGUAUUCUCUGUAAGAAGUUGCAACUAAACUAACUUGUUGUCAAGCAACUUCGUUACCAGGGUUUCUCUUCUUUCUGUCCCCUGAAGAACUACAUUGGUUCCUUGCCUCGAUUGCAAACUAGUUCCAGGUCACUGCCGAAUGUCGAUGUUGUAGUGCGUUACCAAAGUACAUCCGUUUAUUGGUGAGAUCUAUAUGUUGUUGGUAGGGUUCUAAAACAGCUGAGCCAAGUGCAAAGUUUCCGCCAGUAUCUGCAGCCGAGUCUUGGCGUGAACGUAUGCUGGUUUUAAUUUGAGAUAAUUAGGUAGAUUAAAUUAAAAGAGUAAUUGUACUUUUUCGAAUUUAAUUGAAUGAAGACAGUCUCUCCUAAUGAAUCAAAGGGGGAAAAGAAUUAUAUUGAUAAAAAGUGUGACCUUAAAACGCCUUUCACGUGGUCAUUGUCAAGUAACAGGCAUAUUUGUUCUAUGUACAUGUAAAUUGCGCCGCGGGUAGAUUGAGAGUGGGGGUGAUGGGGCUGAAGCUUGGACCCGGAAUUUUACGCCAUUCUUUUUUUCAGGUGAAAUCCUAUUGUAAACACUCAAGGCGCAAAACUGAAACCUAUCAAGAUAGGUGAGAAGUGAUAAACACUCGAGCUACACUCGUUACUAUUUCCACGAGGGAACUGGCUGGUCCGCGUUCGUGGAAAUAGUGGGUAAGACUUCUUGGGGGAUUCCCUGCCAAAUAUCCCCCCUUACUUUAAUUUACGGAGAGAUUGUGGAGAGAGAGUCCUAGUCUCCUUUACCCGUCAGAAUUGGUGCGGGGCCUGGAAAUGGUAGUGGAAAGCAAAUCGAAAACAUUUGCUGAUCAACAAUUCUGGUUGGUAGUUUGAACUAGUGUCCAGUUCAGUGCAAUCUCUCAUUGCGGUUUACUCGAGUUGUGUAUCUUCUCAUUGAUCUUCUUAGGUGUUGCCUGUUCUUUGCAGAAAAGAAGUAUUGACCAUUUCAGUGUUAAGUGAAUUUUGGUCAUACUUCUAAUUUGUACAGAAACUCUUUGAAUAUAUAGACAAUACAAGAAUAAUUUUGAUAACAGCAAUUUGUCUACUUCAUUAGCUGGCUUUUUCGUAAAUUAUUGAAGGAAAAUUAGGUACUGAAUAUAACACGGCAAGCAUAGUAUCUUCAAUUCCUCAGAGGACUGACAGUAGAUAUGCUUUACUAUGUGAUUCCAUCUUAUUAGCUCUCCAAAUGUGGUAAUUAAAAUAAGUCCGGUUGCAUGCGAGACAGCGAAACGUUCGUGGUCUUUUACGACUUCUCUAGAAAUACUGCAUGUUUUUUCCCUGGUAUUUCAGAAAUGGUAUAUAUUACUAAAAAUCAAAGGUCUUUGAUUACUUAGUAUGGAAAUAAGACGAAAAAGAUAACAAGCUGUCACUGGUAUAAAUUUUAAGUGCUCCACAAAUUGUACUCACUUUUAGAAAGAAAACAAAACUACAAAUGUCAGCCCCUUUAUAUAAUGGUAGAAUUUCCCACUAAUCUUGGCAUUAUUUUUUUUAAAAGCGCUCCCUUGAUAGGAGGCACUUGUACGUCCUUUGUGACUGUAUUUAUUCACAACUGAGAACAGUGUUCUUUUGUUUUUCAUUACUGCUGUACAUCAGUUUGUAACAUACAAAUAAAACUUUGUUAUCUCUAAUGUAUAUGUACCCAAAUAUCAAGAACUUGAAAUACAGUUAUAUUUUCUUACAAGUGACCUGCAAGUAUUUUGGGGAGGGGUUG